UAGAGCCUCCAGUUCUCUCUCUCGCUCUGCAUCUAUGCUGCUCAGUAACACUGCUCCUUGCACAGUCAGAAACAGACUGACAACCAUGAUCAAGAAGAUGUGCCCCAAUAACUCCGAGCUGGACAUCCCGGCCAAGAACUGCUACCGCAUGGUCAUCCUGGGCUCCUCCAAGGUGGGCAAGACCUCCAUCGUCUCCCGCUUCCUGAGCGGCCGCUUCGAGGAGCAGUACACCCCGACCAUAGAGGACUUCCACCGCAAGUUCUACAGCAUCCGCGGGGAGGUCUACCAGUUGGACAUACUAGACACCUCUGGCAACCACCCUUUCCCUGCCAUGCGGAGACUCUCCAUUCUCACUGGUGAUGUCUUUAUACUGGUCUUCAGCCUGGACAACAGAGACUCCUUUGAGGAGGUCCAGCGUUUAAAGCAACAGAUUAUUGAGACCAAGUCCUGCCUCAAGAACAAGACCAAGGAAAACAUAGAUGUGCCUCUGGUGAUCUGUGGCAACAAGGGGGACCGGGACUUCUACCGAGAGGUCCAGGCUCAUGAGAUUGAGCACUUGGUCGGAGUGGACAAUAAUUGCUUGUACUUUGAAGUGUCUGCAAAGAAGAACUCCCAGCUGGACGAGAUGUUCCAGGCGCUCUUUACCAUGGCCAAGCUCCCCAGCGAGAUGAGCCCAGACCUGCACCGCAAGGUGUCUGUCCAGUACUGCGAGAUCCUGCACAAAAAGUCCAUCAAGGGGAAGAAAGUCAAAGAGGACGGGAAUGCCUAUGGCAUUGUAGCCCCCUUCGCCCGUAGACCUAGCAUUCACAGCGAUUUAAUGUACAUAAGGGAGAAAGCGAUUGGAGGUGGGCAGAGUAAGGACAAAGAGCGAUGUGUAAUAAGCUAGGAAUGCCCUCUGCAGCCAAGAAGCCUUUAUAAAUAUAUACAUAGAGAAACAAAAGAUCUGGGCAUUUUUUGAAGACGCCGAACCAAGGAGGCAUGUCCGUAGAGGGGCUCAACUUGCCCCCCAUGCCUUCUGAUGGCUGGUCGGGCCGCCGAGGCUGAUGCAGAAAGGAGAGGCCAGCCUUGUAGCGCUGAUUGUGGACAGUGAUAUCACAUCUGUCUAGAUGAAUAACUGUGAAGGAACAGACAGCGAGGUGAUGUUGACUCAGUAAAUAUUGAUUUACGCUGACUUCUUGGGAGUUGUUCUACUCCGCCCUCCCCCGUGGGGUUAAAAUCUGGACUAAGAAUUUAAGGGGGGAGCGGUGAGAAGUCGAUGGACUAUGUAUACGGUGUGCGGACUUUACAGACUCUUGUUUACAAUGUGCCUUGUGCACUCAACUGAAGUAUUGUAAAUGGAUCUGAACAAAUCCACCUGUUUAUACUUUGUUAUACAUUUCAUUGUCAUGUCUUAUUUUUAUUUUUUUACAUAAUAAAUCAAUUCAAAUGUA
This is a messenger RNA of Pseudophryne corroboree (corroboree frog), 1430 nucleotides long. RefSeq names its product ras related dexamethasone induced 1 (gene RASD1). Gene Ontology annotation, molecular function: GTP binding; GTPase activity; G-protein beta-subunit binding. Gene Ontology annotation, cellular component: cytoplasm. Gene Ontology annotation, biological process: signal transduction. The transcript has 2 exons. The record is from RefSeq and is a predicted model, not a curated record. Lineage: Eukaryota; Metazoa; Chordata; Amphibia; Anura; Myobatrachidae. The coding region runs from base 35 to 886 and encodes 283 amino acids.